AUGGCAAAAACACCAAAAGCAGGCACGCCAAAAGCGCCCAGUACAUCAUCUGCGGUUCUAACAGAUUUUCAAGAAGCAUUCAAAACUUCCAAGAGGGCAUACUUUGCCCAAAUUGACAAAAAUCCCAAACUGAAACUAAUUGACACAUUCUGUUUUUUCUUAGUAUUAUUGGGGUUGAUCCAAUUCACAUUCGUUAUCUUGAUUCGUGAUAAUUUUCCCUUCAAUGCGUUCUUAGCUGGUUUCAUUAUUUGUGUGGGACAAUUCGUCUUAUUGAUGAGUUUAAGGUUACAACUGUCUAACAGUUUUCCAGGCAUUUCAAGAAACAGAGCUUUUGGUGAGUUCAUUGUCGCUAGUUUGAUUCUACAUUUUGUUUGCUUACAUUUUAUAAAUUGA
Saccharomyces mikatae IFO 1815 is the source of this 393-nucleotide messenger RNA. RefSeq names its product dolichyl-diphosphooligosaccharide-protein glycotransferase (gene OST2). Gene Ontology annotation, biological process: protein N-linked glycosylation. Bases 1 to 393 code for a protein of 130 amino acids. The transcript has a single exon. Gene Ontology annotation, cellular component: oligosaccharyltransferase complex; membrane. The record is from RefSeq and is a predicted model, not a curated record. Lineage: Eukaryota; Fungi; Ascomycota; Saccharomycetes; Saccharomycetales; Saccharomycetaceae.